Messenger RNA from Procambarus clarkii (red swamp crayfish), 528 nucleotides. NCBI's taxonomy places the organism in Eukaryota, Metazoa, Arthropoda, Malacostraca, Decapoda, Cambaridae. The record is from RefSeq and is a predicted model, not a curated record.
AUGACAGCGGUGUUGGAACACCUCCAACACCUGCACAUGACAGCUGUGUUGGAACACAUGCAACACCUGCACAUGACAGCUGUGUUGGAACACAUGCAACACCUGCACAUGACAGCUGUGUUGGAACACAUGCAACACCUGCACCUGACAGCUGAGUUGGAACACACGCAACACCUGCACAUGACAGCUGAGUUGGAACACAUGCAACACCUGCACAUGACAGCUGUGUUGGAACACCUGCAACACCUGCCCAUGACAGCUGUGUUGGAACAAACGCAACACCUGCACAUGACAGCUGUGUUGGAACACACGCAACACCUGCCCAUGACAGCUGUGUUGGAACACCUGCAACACCCGCCCAUGACAGCUGUGUUGGAACACACGCAACACCUGCACAUGGCAGCUGUGUUGGAACACACGCAACACCUGCACAUGCAACACCUGCACAUGACAGCUGUGUUGGAACACAUGCAACACCUGCACAUGAGAGCUGUGUUGGAACACAACACCUGCACAUGGCAGCUGUGA